AUGUUUCCGGGUAAAGCUCCCUCCGUGGAGAAGCGGCUUCCGACGCCGGAGAAAGGAGGGCCACGUGGCACGUUUGCGGACAUGAUCGCGGCUCGGAAAGCAGAGAAAGGGGGGAGCGGCGGCGGAAGCGCAAUAUCCGAAAUGAUCGCCGCGCGGCAGCAGAGCGCGAAAGACGCGGAACCUUCGGGGGAGGAUCCCGAGGUCACAGCGGCAAAGGCGGCGGCGGAAGCGAACCGGCUGGCCAUUUUUAACUCUAUCCGGUUUUCGGGCCAGCCGAGUCCGGGCCAGUUAAAGCCCGAGGAACGCAACGGUAUCGACCGUAGCAGCAAUCUUGGCGGCGGCAUCGGCGAGUCGCGCAUGGCCGGGCCCGAGAAGCGAACCAGCUUAUCCUCGGUAGUGUCGAACGCGGAGGCGGAAGCCGCCGCCGCCGCUGCCGCUGCGGCUAUAGCCGCGGCAGGCACGCCGGGCGGACCCGGGGGAGGGUUUUCCAGGGACGGGCCGUCUCCGCCCGUGUCCAUCCGCCGUCCGCCGUCGCGCGGAGCUAUGAGCUUCGCAAGCAGUUCGGACGGGGAGCCGAGCGCGCAGGUGAUGCCGUGGGGGGGAAGCCCCGCGCCCCGCCUGGGGGGAGGAGCGGGGGCGGAGCGCGGGGGCGGGGGGUUUCCGGUCUCCGCGGAGAGCCCCGGGGGAAGGAGCGUGGCGAGCGAGAUGCUGACGUUGGAUAAUGAUGACGUGGCGGGUGGGGGCCCGGUGGUGGCGGCGCUACAGGCGGCGCACGCGCGGAGGAAGCAGAGUGACCGGAGCUACUUCCAAAAGGCCGAGGAGAUGUACUCUUUACAGGUGGCGGUGGCGCUGCGGCUGAUAGAGGACGCGGAGAUGGCGGAGGAGACGGAGAUGGCGCCCCCUCAGGCGAACCCCAACGACAUGCUCUGGGCCAGUCCGCUCAUGCCACGUAGCCAGGCUGAAGCCACAGCCUACCGCUUCUGGGUGAACGGGUGUCUGAGUUCUGAGGACCGUAUAGAGGACAGCUUUUACGACAUCUGGGGCAUGCAGCCCUACGAGGAUCGUAUCGAGGACGGGUUCUACGACAUUUGGGGCAUGCAGCCGUACGUCUACUCGCUCUGCGUGGACUCCUCCCACCGCGGCCGCAUGCCGCCGCUCGACUCCCUGCGCGCGCUGCACCCAAGCGAGGCGUCGUUUGAUGUGGCGCUGAUCAACCGCACCAUUGAUGCGGAGCUGAAGGACCUGGAGGAUGAAGCAGUUAACCUCGCUUAUGCUGCCACCGAGGUGCAGACACUCGCGCAGAAGCUGGGCGUGCUGGUGGCGCAUCAUAUGGGAGGCGCGGUGAACUCAGAGCCCAACGAGUUGAUCCCGCGGUUCAGGCAGCGCGGGUGGGAGAUCAAGAGCUACCUCAAGACCAUUGUGCUGCCCAUCGGCCAGCCAGCCAGCUGCCAAGGAGCACACCGAAGCCAUAAUAGCCACUGCGAAAGAGCAGGCGCGGUGAACUCAGAGCCCAACGAGUUGAUCCCGCGGUUCAGGCAGCGGGGGUGGGAGAUCAAGAGCUACCUCAAGACCAUCGUGCUGCCCAUCGGCCAGCUGCCCGUGGGGAUCUGCCGCCACCGCGCCCUGCUCUUCAAGGUGCUGGCAGACGCACUGGGCAUGCCAUGUCGUAUCCAGAAGAGGUGCAAGUUCUACGGCAUGGACGAUGGCGGGUGCAAGUUCUGUGCCAUGGACGAUGGCGCACAUGUGUUGGCGGACGCGCUGGGCAUGCCAUGUCGUAUCCAGAAGGGAUGCAAGUUCUGUGGGAUGGACGAUGGGGCCUCGUGCCUUGUGCUUGCCAGUGACGAGAGGGAGUAUGUGGUCGACUUGCUGCAGCACCCAGGCACGCUGCUCACAAUCGAGCCCUCGGCCGAGGAAUAUGUCGUGGAUCUGCUGCAGAGGCCAGGCACUCUCCUCACCAUCGAGCCCUCGGCAGAGUCAGCCACCAGCACCGCCACCAACGCCACUUACAUCGCCUCGCCCCUGCGCUGCCCGGAGAUCAAAUCUCUCGCGCUCACGGACCCUGCGGACGGCACGGUGCCGCAAUGGGUGCCGGACUUUAGAAGGCAGCAGCAGGAGCAGGAUGCGGAGGCGAUGGUGGGAUCAAGGCGAAUUUACGCGGGAGGGCCCAAGGACCCGCGGCACGUGGCUGCAUCGCCCAAGGGGGAGAGGCGGCGGAAGGAGCUCAAAGAGGUGGAGGAGGAGGAGGACAGCGAGGAGGAGGAGGAGGAGAAGAAGCCGCAGAAGAAGGCCGGGAAGAAGGGCGGCGGGGAGGAGGACGAGGGGAAGAAGAAGGUGAGUGGGUUGUUUUGGGUUGCCUGGAGUAAGAUAGACGCAUCAUGGAUGGCUGGGCUCAUGGACAUCGGGGCCAAGGCUGAGGCGCCAAAGCAGGAGGCAGCAGCAGAAGACGAGGCAACCAAUGCAGGGGCGAAAGCACCGAAGCAGGAGGCGGCACCCCCAGCAGACGACGAGGCGGCGGAUGCAGGAGUGGAAUUUAUGGAUGUGCUGAUGGAUGGGCGCAUCAUGGACAUUGGCGAGGCGGAGAUUGACUGGAACGACAUCGAGAUGGGGGAGAGGGUGGGCGCAGGUUCCUUCGGUACGGUGUACCGCGCCGAGUGGGCUGGCUGUGAUGUGGCAGUGAAGGUGCUUAUCAACCAGGACAUGCAGGAGGAGCAGUUGCUUGAGUUCAAACGAGAGGUGGUCAUCAUGCGUCGUCUGCGCCAUCCCAACAUAGUGCUCUUCAUGGGAGCGGUUACCAAGCCGCCCCACCUCUCCAUCCUCACAGAGUUCCUUAGCAGGGGAAGUCUGUUUCGUCUGCUGCAUCGGCCAGGGGCUAAGGAAACUUUGAAGGAGGACCGACGUAUUCGCAUGGCCAUGGAUAUUGCGCGAGGCAUCAACUAUCUGCACCAUUGCACGCCCAUGAUUGUGCAUCGUGAUCUCAAGACUCCCAACCUACUCGUGGACAAAAAUUUCACAGUCAAGGUCUGCGACUUUGGUCUAUCUCGCAAUAAGAACAGCACCUUCCUCUCCUCCAAAUCGGGCGCCGGAACGCCCGAGUGGAUGGCGCCUGAGGUGUUGCGAAACGAGCCGUCCAAUGAGAAGUCGGAUGUGUACAGCUUUGGAGUGAUCCUGUGGGAGUUGGUCACGCUGCUGCAGCCAUGGGACGGCAUGAACCCCAUGCAGGUGGUGGGAGCAGUGGGAUUCCAGAACCAACGCCUCACCGUCCCUCCUGACCUCGACCCGGCUCUCUCCACACUCAUCCUCGACUGCUGGCACAAUGACCCCAAGGACCGCCCCAAGUUUGAUGAUAUCAUGGUGCGGCUGAAGCCAAUCGCUCAAAAGGCAGCGGCCGGGAAGAAUGUGUGCGGCGGUGCUCCUGCUGGUUAA
This is a messenger RNA of Closterium sp. NIES-65, 3423 nucleotides long. NCBI's taxonomy places the organism in Eukaryota, Viridiplantae, Streptophyta, Zygnematophyceae, Desmidiales, Closteriaceae. The record is from the annotation of a GenBank genome assembly.